AUGGCGGACAACGGACCUGCUUCGAACCCGGCGCAGCUGCCCCCUCCCCCCCAGCCGAACGCCGGGGCUCCAGGUUACGAGAAUGGCCAGAAUGGCCAGUCGAACCCGGCGCACAUGCCACCCCCUCCUCUCCAUAUCCCGCAGAACACCAACCCGAUCCCGACUGCCAUCACUUCGCCCAUGUCUGGCGUUGAUAAGGUUAUGUCGCCCGGCAGCGCUGGUGGCUUUGGUCGCCGCGCCGCCCCCGAGCCUAAUAAGCGGGCGUUGUACGUUGGAGGCUUGGAUCAGCGUGUCACCGAGGAUGUCCUCCGCCAGAUCUUUGAGACGACUGGUCACGUCCAAAAUGUCAAGAUCAUUCCCGACAAGAAUGCGAAGGGCUACAACUACGGGUUCGUCGAAUAUGAUGACCCCGGUGCGGCUGAACGCGCCAUGCAGACCUUGAAUGGAAGACGUGUGCACCAAUCCGAAAUUCGUGUCAACUGGGCGUAUCAGUCCAACACCUCCAGCAAGGAGGACACCUCGAAUCACUUCCACAUCUUUGUUGGCGAUCUUAGCAACGAAGUCAACGACGAGAUCUUGACCCAGGCUUUCUCUGCCUUUGGCUCCGUGUCGGAAGCUCGCGUCAUGUGGGACAUGAAGACAGGGCGCUCCCGCGGAUACGGCUUUGUUGCGUUCAGAGACCGACCGGACGCCGAAAAGGCCCUGAGCUCCAUGGACGGAGAGUGGCUUGGCUCGCGGGCCAUCCGUUGCAACUGGGCAAACCAAAAGGGCCAGCCGUCUAUCGCGCAGCAGCAGGCUAUGCAGGCUAUGGGCCUGACGCCUACGACGCCCUUCGGCCACCACCAGUUUCCAGCCCACGGCGUGGCGAGCUAUGAAGUUGUCCUCGCGCAAACGCCCUCAUGGCAAACCACCUGCUAUGUGGGCAACUUAACUCCUUACACCACGCCAAACGACGUUGUUCCUCUCUUCCAAAACUUUGGCUACGUUGUCGAGUCUCGUUUCCAGGCGGACCGGGGAUUUGCUUUCAUCAAGAUGGACAGUCACGAGAGUGCAGCCAUGGCCAUUUGCCAGAUGAACGGAUAUAAUGUUAAUGGACGGCCCCUGAAAUGCAGCUGGGGCAAGGACAAGACCCCGAACCCUCAGGGCGGCGCGGCCGGCUUUGACCCUUCGCAACAAGCAUACAGCCCCCAGAGUGCCUCCGGACCGGGCUACCCCGGCACCCCGACGGCCUACUUCCCGCAAUAUGGUGGUAAGAGCCCGACCGCCGCUUGGGCCUUUGCACAGGACCCCUCGGAGCUAACGCGAUAUUGUACAGGUCAAUACGGCGGUCAGCACGGCAACUACGGCGGCCCAGCUGCUCAAUCCCCGGCCGGUUAUGGAGCGCAGCCCAUGGGGUACGGCGGACCGCAGAGCGCCGGAGGCUAUGGCCGUGGCCAACAGCCACCUAACGCCCAGUGGCCUCAGGGGCCCCAGGGACAGAACUUCAACAACGGGUUCGCCGGGUACCAGGGCUGA
Colletotrichum higginsianum IMI 349063 is the source of this 1515-nucleotide messenger RNA. Its product is annotated as RNA recognition domain-containing protein. The transcript has 4 exons. The coding region runs from base 1 to 1515 and encodes 504 amino acids. Lineage: Eukaryota; Fungi; Ascomycota; Sordariomycetes; Glomerellales; Glomerellaceae. Gene Ontology annotation, molecular function: RNA binding. The record is from RefSeq and is a predicted model, not a curated record.